CCGCCCCGUCGUGACACCGGCACCGCCUCACGUCUCUGUGACGUCACGGCGCUGUCACUCUGCCCCACGUGACUCGGGCGUAGGGUCCUGCACUGUAGAGGUCGCAACUUGCAACCUCAAGCCAGGAGGCAGGCGCCUCUACUGUAUAUUUUCAGCCCGGGUAUGGUUUCCCAGAAAGGCAGGAUCAAGGACCAGGCUCAGAACUGUUUCCUUUCCGCUGGCCGACCUGAUCCCAACCAGGAUCCUGGUCCUGCGUGGUACUUACCCUGGAUCCCAGCUCACCGCGUCCUCGCUCCCCGUGCCAGCGGUUGGAACUCGGGAUGCCCGGCGUCUCCGCCCGGAGCCUCUCCCUCGAGGAGCGGAGGCAGCUAGCUGUGAACCUCACCCGCGUCCUGGCCCUGUACCGUUCCAUUCUGGACGCCUACAUCAUCGUGAGGCCACAGGGUCGUGGGCGGGCUGCUUCUGGUCGUGUGGUUGUCUGGGAGUUUUUCACAGACAACCUGUGGGGAACACUCCCUUGCUCAUGGCAGAAAGCGCUAGAUGGACUGGAGCCACCGGAGCUGGCUACACAGCUGCUGGGGAUGCCUGGAGAAGGGGAGGUAGUCAGGUACAGGUCUGUGUGGCCACUCACGCUGCUGGCCCUGAAGUCCACAGCCUAUGCCCUGACUUUUACACGGACACCCAGCUUUCAGACCCCCUCUGAGUUCCUGGAGAACCCCAGUCAGAGCUCCAGACUGACAGCUCCCUUCCGGAAACAUGUCAGGCCCAAGAAGCAGCAUGAGAUCCGCAGGCUAGGAGAGUUGGUGAAGAAGCUGAGUAACCUCACUGGCUGCACUCAGGUUGUGGACGUGGGCUCAGGCCAGGGCCAUCUUUCCCGCUUCAUGUCUCUGGGGCUGGGGCUGAUGGUGAAGAGCAUUGAAGGGGAUCAGAGACUGGUGGAGCGAGCACAGCGCCUGGACCAGGAGCUUCUGCAGGCUCUGGAAAAGAAAAGGAACCCACAGGUGGUCAAAAGGGGCCCUCACCACUGCCCCCAACAUGUGGUUCAGUGGGUUGACCCAACAGCCCUGUGUGAGGAACUUCUGCUUCCCCUGGAGAAGCCACAGCAGGGUGGUGACACUCGCUUGCUGCUGACGGGUCUCCACGCCUGUGGAGACUUGAGUGUAGCAUUGCUGAGGCACUUCUGCUGCUGUCCUGAGGUGGCAGCCCUGGCCUCAGUGGGCUGCUGCUACAUGAAGCUCAGUGAGCCUGGCAGCUACCCACUGAGCCAGUGGGUGGCUGGGCUGCCUGGUUGUGAACUGCCCUACAGACUCCGGGAGGGGGCCUGCCACGCCCUGGAGGACUAUGCUGAGCGGUUACAGAAAGCUGGCCCUGGCCUCCGAACCCACUGCUACCGUGCAGCACUGGAAACCGUCAUCCGACAUGCCCGACCUGAGCUCCGUCGCCCAGGCGUGCAGGGGAUCCCCAGGGUCCAUGAGCUCAAGAUUGAAGAAUAUGUGCAGCAGGGGUUACAGCGAGUGGGGCUGGAUCCCCAGCUGCCACUGAACCUAGCUGACCUUCGGGCUCACCAGGCCCAGGAGAACCGGGUGGUGGCCUUCUUCAGCCUGGCUCUCCUGCUUGCCCCACUGGUGGAAACACUGAUUCUGCUGGACCGGCUGCUCUACCUUCAGGAGCAAGGCUUCCAUGCUGAGCUCCUGCCCAUCUUCAACCCUGAACUGUCCCCUAGAAACCUGGUUCUGGUGGCUACCAAGAUGCCCCUGGGUCAGGCCUUCUCUGCUCUGGAGAGUGAAGACAGCUAACACAGCUCAAGGAAGAGGGUAUCAAAGAUCCCAUCUAAAACCACCAAGCACCAGAGGGGCAGAGUGCUCCUUUUCACCCAAAAAGCAGCACCCUGCACCCUCCCUCAGGUCCUUCAAGUUAACUCUGUAUCCUGCCAUGUGGUUUUCUUUUUAUUAAAUCUCAGAAGA
Octodon degus (degu) is the source of this 1964-nucleotide messenger RNA. RefSeq names its product ribosomal RNA adenine dimethylase domain containing 1 (gene Mettl25b). NCBI's taxonomy places the organism in Eukaryota, Metazoa, Chordata, Mammalia, Rodentia, Octodontidae. The transcript is spliced from 8 exons. The record is from RefSeq and is a predicted model, not a curated record. Gene Ontology annotation, biological process: rRNA modification. Gene Ontology annotation, molecular function: rRNA (adenine-N6,N6-)-dimethyltransferase activity. Bases 321 to 1796 code for a protein of 491 amino acids.